AGUUACUUUUUGAAGUUCACAGUCAGAAAACAGAUUGAGAAUGAGCCAACGCUGAAUAUCACGCUGUCAACAAAUUAACUUUCGCUCAUAAAAUGGCGUUUUUCAGAGCAAUUCGCGACCCACCUGGAUUUCAUUCUACGAGCUAGACCGUGUUUUUUGUUCCCUACGGAUAAAAAGGGAAACAAGCUCUCCUGUAGCGGGACUGGGACAACCAUGCCCGAGAUGUCGAAGAUGAAGAAGCCCGACGUCAAGGUCGUUAUCCUGGGAGACAUGAACGUGGGGAAGACGUCGCUUCUCCACAGGUACACCGAGAGGAAGUUUAAAGACACCAUCAGCACCGUUGGAGGGGCGUUUUUCCUCAAACAGUGGGGACCUUACAAUAUCUCCAUAUGGGACACUGCUGGUCGCGAACAGUUCCAUGGGUUGGGCUCAAUGUACUGUCGAGGUGCAGCCGCGGUAAUCCUCACUUAUGACGUCACCAACUGGCAGAGCCUAGCAGAGCUGGAGGAGCGCUUCCUGUCCCUGACUGAUACUGCUAACCAUGACUGCAUUUACGCUGUAGUGGGCAACAAGGCUGAUCUCACAGACCCUAAAGCUCAGCUAUUCCUGGAUUCAGAUGUGGCAUCUGAGGACCGAACUGAGUAUGAGGAGGAGAGGACAGAACCAGAGGUGCUGACUGCUUGCCCCACACCCCCUGCCUCCCCUGUGUCCUUCUCUGGGAUGAUUCUACAGAAACAGGUUGCCCCCGAGGAUGCAGCGGCUCUUUAUGGGAGAAUACUGCGCUACAAGGGCCUGGAGGAAAACAGCAGCCUGCCUGCAGAGAAGAUGUGCUUUGAGACGAGCGCCAAGACAGGCUAUAAUGUGGACACGCUCUUUGAAACAUUGUUCGAUCUGGUGCUGCCUACAAUCCUGAGGAAGAGAAAUGAGAACAGAGAGUCUCCUACCGUGGACCUGGAGGAUUGCAGAGAGUCCAGCAACAAGCGGAGAUCCGCCUGCUGCUAGGAUCUGGCAGAGGAAGGUGGAGAGGCCGCCACCAGCGGAGACUUGUUUUUAAACAAAGGACAAUCAAUGGGCUGGUCUGCGCACCAAAUACAUACUGUGAUGGUACUACUUAUUUGCCUUGACUGAGAGCCAAUAGCAUUAAUGAUCUACUGGUAAUGCACACAAACACAUUCUUGAUUCUGUGAAGUCAGUAAAAGCAACUAGCGUUCAUAGUGUUCACUGACAUUCUGUCUGUAAGGAAGGGAAAUGAGCGCGUGCUGCGUUAUCACUCGAUGCUUUGAAACCUUCCACCCCAAUGACUGAACCUGCACUUGAUGUCUGUGAGCAAACAACACACAUAAGCAGUCAAUAACUGCCAUUUGUUAAUGUUUUGGAAUGAUAGUGGCACAAAUGCAACAGAGCUAAUUGUUGGGUGGUUGGCACAUUGCACUGUGUUUAUUAUAGGUGUUUUUUGUUUUGUUUUUACACAAACCACUUAUUUUGUUUUAUGCUCCUUUUACUAGCAUUGUUUAUAUUGUAUCAGCACAUUUGGAACUUUUCAAUGAGUCAAUACCAUGUAAAUUUUUAAUACGCAGUCAUAAUAAAGAUUUUUUCAUUUUGCA
Molecule: messenger RNA, 1604 nt
Organism: Micropterus salmoides (largemouth bass)
Lineage: Eukaryota; Metazoa; Chordata; Actinopteri; Centrarchiformes; Centrarchidae
Gene: rab20
Product: RAB20, member RAS oncogene family
Exons: 2
Coding region: 214-1002 (262 amino acids)
Biological process (GO): intracellular protein transport
Cellular component (GO): endomembrane system
Molecular function (GO): GTPase activity; GTP binding
Source: RefSeq, a predicted model, not a curated record